This is a messenger RNA of Elaeis guineensis (African oil palm), 3575 nucleotides long. RefSeq lists its product as uncharacterized. The record is from RefSeq and is a predicted model, not a curated record. Lineage: Eukaryota; Viridiplantae; Streptophyta; Magnoliopsida; Arecales; Arecaceae. Gene Ontology annotation, molecular function: protein binding.
AGAUUUGUGCAGAAAUUAAUGGAGGAAUUUAUGGUGCUUUGGAAGUUGUGUUGGAUGUAAUCCAAUGGUCAGCAGCGCUAAAGAGCAUCGAUCAUGCAUUCACGCAAAAGAUAUGACGUGAACCUAGCUGGACCUAAUCGGAACCCUCCGUCCUCAAAAAUUUAAACUAAUGCCUUCGGCAGUUCAUGUACCGAUAUCUCUUUGAAUUGGACACAAAGCCAAUUAUUUACAGAUAACCCCUCGUAGAUGAAAGUCUGUGGCUUGGGUGGGCUUGGAGUUGGGGGUUUUCUAGCCGGCUAGGGUUAUUGAUUCUUCCCCGCAUCCGCCCAGCAUCCGCGACGGGGGCGUCCCGUCCUCGCUCCUUUCUCUCUCGCCCCGGUCACUGCCGGAGCACUCGGUGGCCGCCACGUCCGACUCCUAGGUCGAAGAAAUGAGGGCCUUCAGGCGCUCCUCCACCCUCUCUCCACGGCUUCCCCGCUCUAUCCGUCGUAUCCCCAGGGCCUCGUACUGCGCCUCGCCAUCCCUCCUCACGGAGAAACCGAUUGGCGUCCAUGCACAGUCUCGUUCGAUUCGAAGGCAGAGAUCGAUGUCGACGCAGAAGCGAGUCGUCGAGUUCCUCUUGACCAAUCAGCACAGACCCAGAGAAGCACUGAAGUACUUUAAUUGGGUUGAGAACCAGGGGAGUCCCACGGGCAUCGAGCCCCUCUGCAUCUUGUUUCACAUCCUCGUGCGGUCCGGAUUGCUGUUGAGUGCUCGAGAGUUACUAAAAAGAUCGAUCUUGGGUGAUUCCGUGCCCCGCCCCAGUGGCAUCGUCGACUGCCUGAUUGAAACUUCAAAGAGGUGCGAUUUUGAUCCUCUCUCCUACUGUUACCUCUUGUCUUGCUAUGCACAUGUAGAUCGAGUCGAAGAGGCGGUAGAAGCAUUCAGUCGGAUGGUUGAAAACGGCAUCUUUCCUAGUGUGAAAGCCAGAAAUGUUGUGCUGAGUGCUAUGCUGAGGUCAACCUCUUUCUCAGGGGCUCAAGAAUUUUACCGAGAGAUGCGAGCUAAAGGAAUGGACUUCGAUUGCAUCACGUGUGAUAUUAUGAUGCGCGUGUGCAUGAAAGAAGGGAAGCCUGAAGACGCCGAGGUGUACUUUAGGGAAAUGGUUGAUGCGGGCGUGGAACCGGAUAUGAAAGCUUAUGCUACCGUGAUUCGAUCGGUGUGCAAGAAACCCGAUUCCAAGAGAGCUUGUGAAUUGUUCAGUGAGAUGAAAGGCGCUGGCUUGGUCCCUUCCGAGUUUAUAUAUACUUUAUUGAUUGGAGCUUGUGUAAAGCAGAGAAACAUGGGCGAGGCUGUAAGGUUAAAAGAAGAGAUGGUCAGUGGUGGACUGCCGCUGAACUUGGUAGCUGCAACUAGUCUGAUGAAAGGGUACUGUGCCCAAGGAGAUCUUAACACUGCAUUGGAUUUCUUCUCAACUGUUCUCGAGCAAGGAAUAGUUCCAAACAGUGUGACAUACUCGGUUCUGAUUGAAGGUUGCUACAGCUAUGGGAAUGCGGAGAAAGCCUACGAGCUUUACUGUCAAAUGAAACAGCAGGGCAUGUUGCCGAGCGUCUUCAUCAUCAAUUCAGUGAUACGGUGUUUCUUGAAGAAUAAUCAAUGGAAAGAGGCAUUUGAUUUAUUCGAAGAGGCAGUUGGCUCUGGUGUACCAAAUGUUUUCACGUAUAACAUUCUUAUUCAUUGGCUCUGUCGUGUUGGUAGGCUGAAGGAAGCUUGCAAUCUAUAUGCUAGAAUGGAGGAUACAGGAAUGAAGCCUAAUGUUGUGUCAUACAACCACUUGUUAUUUGGCCAUUGUGAACAGGGGGAUAUGGAUUCAGCAGCUAAUCUGUAUAGCCAAAUGACUGAAAGGGGCAUCAAACCUAAUGCCGUAACCUUUGCCACUCUGAUGGAUGGGUAUGUCAAGAAAAAGGACUUUGACCGGGCUUAUGACAUGCUUCAUAUAAUGCAUGGCUUGGGCAUCACUCGUAAUGAAUAUACAUUCAACACUAUUAUAAAUGGCCUCUGCAAAGCUGGUCGUAUGUCUGAAGUGAAUGACAUGCUGCACAAAUUUAUGGAGGAGGGUUUUGUUCCUAACUGUAUGACCUAUAACAGUAUCAUUAGUGGCUUCAUAAGGGAUGGUGCAAUGAGCUCAGCAAUCUCAACUUAUCAGCAAAUGCUUGAAAGGGGCAUCUCUCCGAAUGUUAUUACAUAUACCAAUUUCAUUGAUGGCUAUUGUAAAAGCAGUUGUACUGAUGUUGCUUUGAAGUUGAUGAAUGAGGUGAGAAGGAAGGGUCUCCAAUUAGAUAUUGCUGCAUAUAAUGCUAUUAUUGAUGGUUUUUGCAAGGACAGGAAUAUGGAUGGUGCACUUAAGCUUUUUGAUGAGCUGCUUGAAGGUGGGUUAAAGCCAAAUGCAGCUGUAUUUAACAGUCUUAUCUCUGGCUAUAUAGACUUGAAUGAUAUGAAAGCUGCUUUUGAGCUGCACAAGAAAAUGCUAGAAGAAGGAAUACCUUGUGAUACUGCCAUUUACACAACCUUAAUUGACGGAUCACUAAAAGCUGGUAAUGUAACGAUUGCUUCAGAACUCUACUCUGAGAUGCUAGCAAAGGGUCAUGUUCCGGAUGAUAUUACCUUCACUGCACUGAUACAUGGUCUUUGCAACAAUGGACAUCUGGAAAAUGCUUAUGAGAUGUUGCAUGAAAUGGAUAGGAUGGAUAUACGUCCUAAUGUUCUUAUAUACAACACACUGAUCAACAGAUACUUCAGGGAAGGCAAUUUGCAAGAGGCCUUUCGAUUGCAUGAUGAAAUGCUUGACAGAGGCCUCAUGCCUGAUGAUAAGACAUAUGAUAUUCUCGUGAGUCAAAAGUUUGAAGGAGAUGAUGCUGUAGCUGGAACUUAGAUGUCCCUCUGGCAUGGCGAGUUGUUUGCAUAAAUUGGCCCAUUGAGACAGAAGAUCAAAUGGAGGAAGCUCGUAGUAUUACUGGUGCCAAUCAUGCUGUGCCUGCAAAGAUGCUUGGCUUUGCUACUAAUCCCUUGAGGAACUUCUUUCAACCCCACUUGAAUUGCAUAGGAGAGCACUCGAAAAGCUAUUGCUGAAGAGGUGGCACGCAUGGUGGAAUUCUUGGAUCGUACAUACAUUUCAACAUGGCCCCAAUGAAUAUGCAUGGAAUGCACCAAGCCCAUUCUCAGCUGAAAAAUGUGCAGGUAAGCCUUUAAAUGGAGUGGAAAAGAGUAAGAGGCUUGUGCGGUUGGUGAACCCAACAGCAUGGUGCAGAGAUAUUGGUCGAACAAUGGUGCUUGCAUUUGGGUCUAAAUUCUUCUCAUAAAUAUAGAAUCUCACUGGAUCGGCAUCUGAAAUUGUGUAAUCUUUUUGGUUAGCCUUUGGAUUGGUGGAACAUUUUUGCUGGAAGCUGGGACUCGAUGUCUUCUAUCGUGCCUGUAUGCCGAUUGUUUACAUAUUAAUUUUGUGCAAGAUUAUUCAUCCAUUAUUGUUUGUGAUCUUACAUCUUUACCUGGAUCUGAGAUCAUGUGCUUCUUAUAAAUGCAUCUCUGUUCUUGUGCUA